UGUGCCUUCUUCUGCACCACCUUCGAUUUAUUAUUAUUGUUCUUACCCAUUCCGCUUUCUCUAAUUCCGAAUAAUUCUCCUCCUUUUGUUCUUCAGCCAUAACUCUCUGAGUCUGAGGUUUCCAAAGGCUACUAGCAUCUAAAGUCAGCAGAGAUCCAUCGGUACUUACAAUCUUUUCGACGAUAAAAUGGAGCUAGAGAACCAAGAAGACCUAGCAACAUUGGGUGACUCAGGAGGAGACUUCGACUGCAACAUAUGUUUGGAUCAGGUUCGUGAUCCGGUCGUGACUUUGUGUGGCCACUUGUUUUGUUGGCCCUGCAUUUACAAGUGGACUUACUCCACCAACAAUACAAGACAACGCGUCGACCAGUACGAUAAGAAGAAAUCCUCGAAAUGUCCGGUCUGCAAAUCCGAGGUCUCCGACGCUACGCUUGUCCCUAUCUACGGCAGGGGACAGAAAGUCCCCCAGUCUGGUUCAAAUGUACCGAACAGACCAUCUGGCCCGGUUUAUGACUUGAGAAGAGCUGGUCAACUUGUAGGUGAAGGGGGGAGUCAACGGUACAUGUAUAGAAUGCCUGAUCCGGUGGUGGGUGAGGUAUGCGAGAUGGUAUAUCGGAGACUAUUUGGAGAGUCUUCGAGCAACGUGACACCGUACCGGGGCGACCGUUACACAAGUCUCCGGUUAAGGCGUCGGACAAUGCAGGCGGAUGAGUCACUAAGCAGAAUCUAUUUGUUCCUGCUUUGUUUCAUGGUCAUGUGUCUACUUCUUUUCUAAUUGUAUGUCCUCUCAUCAUACAUUGGAAUGAGUAUGCAUAUUAUAUUUACGGAGGUAAGUUACAAGUGUGUGUGUGUAAGAGCGUUGAAUCUUCUGAUUUUAUGAUUAGAACAUAAUAAUGUGAAAAUCAAGAAACGGCACCGAUUUGCUAUUGUUUAUUCUGAUCUAAUAAUAAUAUGGAUAAAAGGAGGCUUUAUC
Molecule: messenger RNA, 973 nt
Organism: Brassica oleracea var. oleracea
Lineage: Eukaryota; Viridiplantae; Streptophyta; Magnoliopsida; Brassicales; Brassicaceae
Product: E3 ubiquitin-protein ligase RMA2-like
Exons: 2
Coding region: 188-775 (195 amino acids)
Biological process (GO): ubiquitin-dependent protein catabolic process
Cellular component (GO): endoplasmic reticulum
Molecular function (GO): ubiquitin-like protein conjugating enzyme binding; ubiquitin protein ligase activity
Source: RefSeq, a predicted model, not a curated record